AUGGAAAGACCACCUGAAUUUGAUGAUGUUGAAGUACUGGGAUUAGAUGAAAAUGAGAAAGAGGAAGAGUUGAUGCAAGAAAUUGGCAGUGAAAGAAGAAGGCAAGUACUAGAGGUUACAGGUAAUAGUGCUUCAAAAAAACUAAAAGUUUUACCACCACAAAGUAGUAAAGGGCCUAUUGACUGUUAUUUUUCCCCUAGACCUACUGUUAUGGGAAAAAAUAUAAGGCAAACUACCAUUGAUGAAAAUAGUCUAGCUAAAAAUGAGUUAAGGGAGCGUGCUUGUGUUGCCAUAGCACGAUGGAUGUAUGAUGUGGGAAUAGCUUUUAAUGCUGUGAAUUAUGAUAGCUUUGGGGAAAUGAUUCAAGCAAUUGAAAAUUAUGGGAGAGAAAUAAAACCUCCAAGUUUUCAUGAGGGAAGUGUAUUUAUUAAAUCAGUUGAUGCAAGUGAUGAAUCAAAGACAGCGGCAUUGUUGGCUAGUUUGAUUGAGAAAGAAUUGAUGGAAAUUAGUCUUGAAAAAGUAGUUCAAGUUGUUAAAUAUAAUGCAUCAAAUAAUGUUGCAGCAGGGAGAAUAUUGGAAGCAAAUUUUCCUCAUCUAUACUGGACUCCAUGUGCAGCCCAUUGUAUAGAUUUGAUGUUUGAGGAUAUCUUUAAGAUCCAUGUUUUCAAAGAAACAUUCCGCAAAGCUGUUGAGCUUACUGGUUUCAUAUAUGGCUCUUCAGGAGUUCUAAAUAUGUUGCAGAAGUUUACUAAUGGAGUAGAAUUGCUAAGGCCAGGGCAAACUAGAUUUGCUACUGCUUUUAUUACAUUGGGAAGGAUUCAUCUUCAGAAAGCUAACAUUAGAAAAAUGUUUACUUCAGAAAGUUGGACAACUAGUAAAUGGGCUAAAGAGGUAAAAGGCAAAAAGUGUGAAAGGACGAUUUUGAGUCCUGCCUUCUGGAAUCAUGUUGUUUAUGCUCUUAAGGUUUCCGGUCCUCUUGUUCGUGUGCUUUGA
Hevea brasiliensis (rubber tree) is the source of this 993-nucleotide messenger RNA. RefSeq lists its product as uncharacterized. The transcript has 3 exons. NCBI's taxonomy places the organism in Eukaryota, Viridiplantae, Streptophyta, Magnoliopsida, Malpighiales, Euphorbiaceae. Bases 1 to 993 code for a protein of 330 amino acids. The record is from RefSeq and is a predicted model, not a curated record.